CCAACUGCAGCAGUGAACCGAGAAAGGUGAAAGCACGAAAUCGAAAACAAAAAAAAAGUACUCGUUGCGCAAAGUCGCGAAAGUCCUCUGAGAAGUUCCCCACGCCGGAAGUGAAGUGAAUACAUAAAAGGCUGAAUCGAAACGGGCUGAUUUGACUCAACUCAGCUCUGGCUUCAAAUGCACUCCGUUCGGUGACAGUCUCGGUCAGAAAGAGUUUGCGACGUGAGAGAAAUGGAGAAUGGAAGGUCCCGCCUUCAGCAGGCCCAGGAAGAGGUGGAGGAGGUGAAGGUCAUUAUGCUGGACAACCUUAACAAGGCCGAUGAGAGGUCUGGCAAACUGGGUGAACUGGAGAACAGGGCUGAUGAGUUGCUGGCAAAGAGUAAAGCCUUUGAGAAGACCACUCAGAAGGUGAAGCAGAAGAAGAGAUGGGAAAGUAAGAAGAUGAAACUGGUGCUGGCAGGUGUCGGAGUGGUGGUGGUAGUCAUUGUUAUUGGAAUCAUAAUUUAUGCCAUUGUCUAAGCAACAAAUGGACAGUAACGCCAUUGGUAACACAGAUGAAAAUUAAAUCUAAGGGGAUUAAGAUACUUGGACUUAAUUGAAUAGAGGUAAUUGAGGUGGGAAUAGGUGAAAGCUUCGGGGAAUAAAGAAGCACAGCAGUGGCCCUUGAUCGAACUGGCCUGAUGUGAAAAGAUUUCAUACAUUGUGUCUAAACUACUGACAUUACUCUGUUUCAAGACAUUUAGGUGCAAUAUCAGGCUCACUCCUCACGUAUGUACGUGUCUUCUUUUGAUAUGGUACCAUCAUUAGCUCAGCUGCUUCCUCUGUUAUUGUCAAAGGUUAUGGAAAUAUUACUGCAGGAUGUAAUAUUUUCUUUCUUAACUUUGGUGUUGAUCACUCAAGGAAAUGUUCUCUUUUUUUUCUUUUUUGACGUGUGUUGUUGAAAAAUAACUUAAAUACUCCCAAGGAAAACAUUUCAGUUUCAAAUAACAUUUCCUGGAGUGUCAUCACACCCAUGCAAUUAACCUCCUCACAGAAAUCAUGUUUGACAGGGCAGAAGUGAUCCGCUGGUUUCCCCAUUGCUAUUGAAACCGACUAUCAUGAAAGUUUUUGUCUUGAUGCAUGCUCAAUAAUCCAGGUGAGGAAAUUCCAGAAAGUUGAAUCGGUUCAUCUGGACACAACGUUAAGUGGGAGAAACGUUUCAUCACUCAUCAAAGUGACUUCUUAAGUCUCAGCUGACUGCAGGUACCUGUUAGGGGUCGCCGCAGCGGAUCAUCCGUUUCCAUCUCUUCCCACCCACUGCAUCUUCCUCCGUCACACCAGCCACCUGCAUGUCCUCCCUCACCACAUCCAUAAACCUCCUCUUUGGCCUUCCUCUUUUCCUCUUCCCUGGCAGCUCCAUAUUCCGCAUCCUCCCAUCCUGCAGUCAGUUGAGACUGAAGAGGUCACUUGGAUGAGUGAUGAAACAUUUCUCCCACUAAACGUUGUGUCCAGAUGAACUGAUUCUACUCUCUGGGAUAUCAUGAAAGUAUCUUUUAUUAAUUAGUUCUAAAUUCAUAUAAAAUCCAUGCCGAUUGCUGGAUAUUCUGCUCCACUGAGAGAGCAUCGUGUACAGUGUACAAAAUGUGCUGCUGAGAAAGGUCAAGACAUGUUAAAAAGGGUUUUGUUUUUUUUGUAUUUUUGUCUUUCUAGUUGUCUCCCAUCAAAGGCUUUCUGUUGUUGUGUGAUGUUGUUUCUACACAGCUUCUUUUUUUGCCUUAUCAAACGAUGUAAAGUUUUUAAUGCACAAUAAAAUCAUGCUGA
Lampris incognitus (smalleye Pacific opah) is the source of this 1800-nucleotide messenger RNA. RefSeq names its product vesicle-associated membrane protein 5 (gene vamp5). NCBI's taxonomy places the organism in Eukaryota, Metazoa, Chordata, Actinopteri, Lampriformes, Lampridae. Gene Ontology annotation, molecular function: SNAP receptor activity; syntaxin-1 binding. Gene Ontology annotation, biological process: SNARE complex assembly; vesicle-mediated transport; vesicle fusion. The transcript has 3 exons. The record is from RefSeq and is a predicted model, not a curated record. Gene Ontology annotation, cellular component: SNARE complex; plasma membrane. The coding region runs from base 232 to 519 and encodes 95 amino acids.